ACUACCGAGAUCACGGCAUCGCUUCCAGUCGUACAACUUCAACGUGAUGAGUGUCUUUCACGCCAUGUUGCGCGUAUUCCUCGUCGUACUUCAUGUUUCCUGCGUAAGUGCUCAAGAAACUCAAAAUGCAACAUUCGUGCUGGCCCCAAUCGCAUCUGCGGCCCCACAGUCCGCUACGUUCGCCCUGGUAGACGACAAAAGCUGUGACACCUCGGUGGUCACGAUCGUCUACGAGCUCUACGCGAAAAACACCAUGGUAUUCCAAACGUGUGUGUCUGAGGGUCAGUACAAGAUCUUUCCGUUCUCCGGUAAACACCCGACGCAACAGCAAAUUGGUGCUAUGUCCCGCUCGCUCGCUUGCCGUGCUAUCUUCACCUCAAUAAUCCUUGCUGGUAUACCGGAGUGUGAGCUGUCUAACCUUCCCAUCCGUUCCGCUGCCGAGACUUUACUGAAGAUUGGUGUCGAUAUCGACAAGUAUCCCAACUCAAACAACGUCGUUGCGUCCACGGAUCAAUUCAUCGAGAUGAUGCACUGGCGUCGCGACGUGAACCUCGCCCACGCUGCAGGUCUUCCUUGUGAUUCGGAAUCGAAGCUUUAUGCUGAGUAUACCAGCAAUUUGUACACAAUCACUACCAACGGGUUGGUCCGCUUGGCGGCAGACAAGGAAGUCCAAUACCGUUCCACGACAGCCGGAUCAUUUAGCCAGGAACAAAUCGUCACAAUGCCCAAUAUGCCUGAGCUACGCGAUUCCGGCAGUGGCAAGGUCAUGACUGAAUACACAGCGGAAGCUACGGUAAGGCCGCUGUUGGCUUCGUCUACUUCGUCAGGUGCUGUUGUGACCCACGCAGAGCUAAAGUCGGACGGUAAAGAAAAUUCUGGAGCUCUUGAAACCGAGAAAACUUCCACCUCCGAUGCUGCUUCGACUAGUGCCUCGAUUCAACUCAAUUGGAGUCAUUCUCUAAUGAUCACCGUAACGGUCUUAGCAAUGCUACAGUAGUUGCAUAACGUAUCGUAAUGCAUUUUCGUUGCAGUUGAAAACGUGAA
Phytophthora nicotianae INRA-310 is the source of this 1044-nucleotide messenger RNA. RefSeq lists its product as hypothetical. The coding region runs from base 47 to 997 and encodes 316 amino acids. The record is from RefSeq and is a predicted model, not a curated record. Gene Ontology annotation, cellular component: extracellular region. The transcript has a single exon. NCBI's taxonomy places the organism in Eukaryota, Oomycota, Peronosporomycetes, Peronosporales, Peronosporaceae.